Molecule: messenger RNA, 1767 nt
Organism: Aplysia californica (California sea hare)
Lineage: Eukaryota; Metazoa; Mollusca; Gastropoda; Aplysiida; Aplysiidae
Product: serine-rich adhesin for platelets
Exons: 2
Source: RefSeq, a predicted model, not a curated record
CACACCCCCACCAUGUUCCUGCGUCACUCUAACGCCAAACUCCAAGAGGAGCUGCGCGCCACCAUGCGCAGUUACGUAGAAGAGAAGUCUGUUCUCCGUGCGCAUCUCGCCAACCUGAGGCUAGACCUGAACGAGCUGCACUGUGACAACCGCACCGUCACCACGGAAGCAAGCGGGGAGGGAGGCGGAGGAGGAGGAGGAGGAGGAGGAGGGGAGGAAGAGGAUGACGCUGCCUCCAAGUACUCCAUGGGCUCUGAGGCGGAGCUGAGGGCUCUGAUGGACGAACCGGCAAGUGGCGAAAAACACGGAGAUAACAAUAAUACGCUGCACCUACCGGCUAUUAAACACAGAGGGCGAGGAGGGAAAGGAGGAGGAGGAGGAGGGAACAGCGGGGAGUCGUCCAACAGAAGCAACAAGACGCUGCGCUUCUGCGGACCGGUCAGCACGCCACAGACGACCAGUGUCCGGCUCCCCGCGGACACGGCAGACGGCCCAGAGACCCUCAUCUCCCGCCACAAAAGCUUCUUCGACUCCUCCAUGGACUCGCUCGACAAGCAGGAGCACCAGAAGUUCUCCGAGCUGCAGAGACACAGAGAGGCUCUCCGGAACCAGGGAAGAGCGGCUCUCCGGGAUAGGAAGGCCUCUCUCAUCCGCCUGCCGACCAUCACCUCGGCCAAGAGGAGGACCUCUCUGUGGGACUCGGGCCAGUACGUGUCCAGACCCAAAGGGAAAAGCACCGAGUUCGAAUCCUUCCCCUACAUGGAGGCUUCCCUCGAGCUGAGCCGGACCAACUUGAAGAUCCCCAAGAUCAAAGACCCGCACCGCACGGAGACCCAGCGGCGUGACGUCAGACAGGGGGCAGAGGCCAACCGGAAGAGGGUGCAGUUCACGAGGCCGCGGCUCGAGCCCAUCACCUCCGACAGAGAAAAAUCCGACAGGCGCUCCGUGCUGAGUGGUGAUAAUGCUGCUGCUGCUGCUGCUGCUGCGGCUGCUGUCGCUGGUCUUCUCGGUGACGGUGACGGCGCCGACAGCCUAAACACAACGCUAGCCGACACCACUUUGGACACAACUUUCGGCGGAAACGUUUCGUUUGACGAGGAGUACUUUCGGAAUCUCGCUGCUCAGACCAAAGCCCGCGCCAACAACAACAACAACAACAACAACAACAAACAAAGCAAUACGGCAGACAAAACCGCCAACACCUCAACAUCCACCACACUCAACACCACCACUACAACCACAACCACAACAAACGACAACAACAACAACAACACCACACACCCUACAACAUCCAAAAACACCAGCCUGUCAACAACCACCACCACGAUGAUGACGCCACCAGACGCCGCGGAAGCCUCCAUCACAGAAAGCAACAACAACAACAGCAGCAGGAGGGACCCCCCAGCAGACGCGGACGCGGAAGCAGACCCCACCUCGGGACCGCCCCCCGACCCCCACCACCACGCCCCCGCGGGGGUCCCGCCCCUAAAGCUCCGCCCCCUGGCCAAGAGGAAUGUCCGGCUACACGACCUCCAGCUACGUCAGAGCCGCCUGGCGCGCGUGUCUCCGCCGCUCACGGGCCGCGUCUCACCACUCACGGGCCGCGUACAGAAGACCACGUCAGACAGACGCAGCCCGGGGGAGAAAAGUCUCAAGUCUAGUGACCGCUCGGUGGCCACCAAGAUCUCCAGACUAUCACAGGAGACGAGCGAGUGGAAGUCUCAGUACGACCAACUGCCCGACCAGGGAGCCAAAAACAAGACUCUC